Messenger RNA from Anoplopoma fimbria (sablefish), 2019 nucleotides. Its product is annotated as protein shisa-6-like. The coding region runs from base 1 to 2019 and encodes 672 amino acids. Lineage: Eukaryota; Metazoa; Chordata; Actinopteri; Perciformes; Anoplopomatidae. The transcript has 9 exons. Gene Ontology annotation, biological process: regulation of AMPA receptor activity; regulation of short-term neuronal synaptic plasticity. Gene Ontology annotation, cellular component: postsynaptic membrane; AMPA glutamate receptor complex; dendritic spine membrane. The record is from RefSeq and is a predicted model, not a curated record.
AUGGGGAUCAGGCACAUUCUGUUGCUGCUGAUAUACCUGGACCCGCUCUGCGUGCUGAGUGCCGCUACAGGCGCUAAAAAACCCAAGCAGGCGGCCCGGAAGGUUCCCAAAGCCACCGCGGUCCCCACGGUCGUCCCGCAGAAGACCCCGCAGCCGGCACCCACCAGCAACCACGACACAUGCAUGGGGUACUACGACGUGAGCGGGCAGUACGACAAACUGUUCGAGUGCAACAACACGAACCACCGGUACUGCUGUGGGACGUGCUACCUGCGCUUCUGCUGCGAGUACAAGAAAGAUCGGCUGGAUCAGAAAGCCUGUAAGAACUACCAAAAGCCGGAGUGGGUGCAGACGGCCGCCCCAUCGCCCAUCCCGACCGGUGAAACGUACGAUCCGAGCAUGGAUCAGACCAGCACGGCGGUCUAUAUCACCUGUGGGAUCAUAGCCUUCAUCAUAGUGUUAGGAGUGUCGGUCAAAGUUGCUUACGACAAAGCCACUGAGCCACCUCAGGAAAUGAAUAUACACAGAGCGCUUGCAGACAUCCUGAGGCAGCAGGGGCCCAUCCCCAUAUCGCAAUAUGACUGUGAGAAUUUCACAGCGAUGAACGGCUCACCCAAAGACAACACACCAGUCAGAACCUCAUCUAAGAACCACUACACCCCUGUUCACACCUCAAAGUCCAACCACGGUCUCCACUAUGGGAAGGAGAGCAUCCGCAGCAGUGGAGGCGCUGACCUUCACAACUUCAUCUCCUCUGGCUUUGUGACAUUGGGUCGAGGCCAUCAGAAAGGAGAAAAACAUUGGCCGGUCCGCUCCCAGAGUCACCAUGGUACUCAUCAGCACAACUAUAACCAUGUGGCUCUAGGUAGCCCUACACGCACACCUAAGAAUGCUCACCGAUCAUUGAGACAUGAAAACAAUCGGCUAAGCGGUAUCCUGACCUCGCAGACGGAGCCCUACGACCUGUCUUUCUCACGCUCCUUCCAGAGCCUGUCACACCUGCCACCCUCCUAUGAGGCGGCCGUCAAAGCCGACCUCAACCGGUUUUCAUCCCUGAAGAAACUCACAGAUAAAGAAGUUGACGACUACUACAAUCGUAAGCGCCAUCUGCCCGACCUGGCAGCAAGAGGCACUCUACCGUUGCAUGUUCUCAAGAUUGGUCAAGAUCAGCACCGGGAACAGCAGCAGCAGCAGCUCCAGAGCCAGCCCCCGUCCUCCAUCUCUCAAGUCGCUCCCCAGUCACAGUCCUCACAGCAACAGUCUCAGCAAAGGCAGAGGCCCCGUCGCGUCCAGAGGGCCAUGUCCCAGGACCGCGUCCUGUCCCCACAGAGAGCCCCGCAGCAGGAUUACAACAUGUCUUCUAAUGGUAUGUCCCCGUAUGGAGGCAGGAUCCUCUCAGAUGAACAGCUCCUGUCUGCCGAACGUCUUCGAUCCCAGGAGCGUCUUCUGCCACAGGACCGCCACACCUCCCAAGAUCGUCUGUACUCCAAGGACCGCAUAUACUCCAAGGACCGACUCAUGUCGCAGGAUCACCUCUACUCAAAAGACCGCCACUACUCUCAAGACCGCCUCUAUUCACAAGAUCGCCUGUACUCACAAGACCGCCUCCUAUCCCAGGAUCCUCUGCUCUCACCGGACAAGCUGAUGAUGUCGCUGAAGCGUGGCAUGGUGGGCAGCAUCUCUGGCGGGUUUCGUGGCAGCGACAAGUCAAUAUCACGCGCCAUCUCGCACACAGACGUGUUCUUACCAACCACGCCUCUUAUGGAUCGCUACAAGAUGACCAAAAUGCACUCCCAUCCCAGUGCCUCUAACAAUGGAGGUGGCAGUGGGGCACUGGGAGCGGGAAGCACCGGGCACUCCAACACUUUAGCCAUCAACCAGACAGCAACAAAGAGGCAGGCGUUUGCCUCCAGACGGACUCACACAAUGGAACAGCUCCACUACAUCCCACCACACCACCAGCAGCAACAGCAACCACAGCACUACCGCACAGGUAGCAAGACUGAGGUGACUGUGUAG